AUGCUUUCAGCACUUAGAGCCCAAACAAGAGCCUGUGCGCUAUUACCGCGCAGAACUCUCCACGCCUCAUACAGAGCAUUCAACGAGACCCCUAAAAAAACUCCCGAGCCCGAAAACAGCCCGAAACAAGAUGACCUACAGCCCAAGAAAAGACCGCUCAGCAGAGUGCUGAUCGGCGGCUCCAAGGACCAAAACAAGAAGUUCUCGUCCAGCGGCUCCAUCGAGUUUGCGUCCUGGAAAUCCAUUCUCGUGUUGUUGGGUGUUGGUGGUGCAUUCACCUAUUGGUUCACUCAAGAGAAGGAAAGAUUGAGGCUCCAAAAGGAGGCAGAAAGUAAGCGUGGUGUGGGAAAGCCCCAUAUCGGAGGCCCCUUCAGUUUGAUCGACACCAAGUCGCAGCCAUUUACCCAGGAGAACUUGAAGAACGACAAGAAGAUGUUCUCCAUCAUCUACUUUGGCUUCACCCAUUGUCCCGAUGUUUGUCCUGACGAGUUGGAUAAAUUGGGUGAGAUUCUCGACGAGUUAAAGCAGAAAAACGACAUCACGUUGCAGCCCAUCUUCAUCACCUGUGAUCCUGCUAGAGACAGCCCCGAGAUCGUGGAACAGUACUUGCAAGACUUCCACCCCACCAUUGUAGGAUUGACCGGUACUUAUGAGGCCGUCAAGAACGUUUGCAAGAGGUUCCGUGUGUAUUUCUCCACGCCACCAGAUGUCAAGCCGGGUCAGGAUUACUUGGUGGACCACUCCAUCUUUUUCUACCUCAUGGACGCAGAGGGCAACUUUGUGGAUGUGAUUGGACGUGAGGUGACUGCGUCACAGGGCGCUGAGCGUAUCAGAAAGCAUGUCGAUGCGUUUGUGCCUGCUUCGGAGCGCGAAGCCCGUAAAUCCUCUUGGUUGGGCUUCCUCUACAAGUAA
Australozyma saopauloensis is the source of this 912-nucleotide messenger RNA. It is a transcript of the gene SCO1, whose product is annotated as Cu-binding protein. The record is from RefSeq and is a predicted model, not a curated record. The coding region runs from base 1 to 912 and encodes 303 amino acids. Gene Ontology annotation, biological process: mitochondrial respiratory chain complex IV assembly; intracellular copper ion homeostasis. The transcript has a single exon. Gene Ontology annotation, cellular component: mitochondrial inner membrane. Gene Ontology annotation, molecular function: copper chaperone activity; copper ion binding. Lineage: Eukaryota; Fungi; Ascomycota; Pichiomycetes; Serinales; Metschnikowiaceae.